This is a messenger RNA of Apiotrichum porosum, 1254 nucleotides long. RefSeq lists its product as uncharacterized. Gene Ontology annotation, biological process: glycolytic process. Gene Ontology annotation, molecular function: magnesium ion binding; phosphopyruvate hydratase activity. The record is from RefSeq and is a predicted model, not a curated record. Bases 1 to 1254 code for a protein of 417 amino acids. Lineage: Eukaryota; Fungi; Basidiomycota; Tremellomycetes; Trichosporonales; Trichosporonaceae. The transcript has 4 exons. Gene Ontology annotation, cellular component: phosphopyruvate hydratase complex.
AUGUCUGCCAUCACCAAGGUUCUCGCCCGCCAGGUUGAGGUCACCACCGAGAAGGGUCUCUUCCACGCCGAGGUCCCCUCGGGUGCCUCGACUGGUGCCCACGAGGCCGUCGAGCUCCGUGACGGCGGCAAGGACUACGUUGGCAAGGGUGUGUCCAAGGCCGUCGCCAACGUCAACACUAUCAUUGGCCCCGCUCUUAUCGAGUCCAAGCUCCCUGCCACCUCGCAGAAGGAGAUUGACGAUCUCAUGAUCAAGCUUGACGGUACCCCCAACAAGGGCAAGCUCGGCGCCAACGCCAUCCUCGGUGUCUCGAUGGCCGUUACUGAGGCCGGUGCCGCCGACGCUGGCCUCCCCCUCUACGCCUACCUUGCCAAGCUCGCCGGCGUCUCGGAGCCCUACAUCCUCCCCUGCCCCGCCUUCAACGUUAUCAACGGUGGCUCGCACGCCGGUAACGCCCUUGCCUUCCAGGAGUUCAUGCUCCUCCCCACCGGCGCCGCUUCGUUCACCGAGGCCAUGAAGAUGGGUUCGGAGACCUACCACGUCCUCAAGAAGGUCAUCACCAAGAAGUACGGCAUUGACGCCGUCAACGUCGGUGACGAGGGUGGCUUUGCCCCCAACGUUUCGGGCGCCGAGGAGUCGCUCGACCUCCUUACCGAGGCCAUUGAGCAGGCCGGCUACACUGGCAAGGUCCAGAUCGGUCUCGACGUUGCCUCGUCCGAGUUCUUCAAGGACGGCAAGUACGACCUCGACUUCAAGAACCCCAACUCGGACGCCUCCAAGUGGCUCACCGGUGAGGAGCUCGGUGCCCUCUACCACGGCUACUCGGAGAAGUACGACAUCUGCUCGAUCGAGGACCCCUUCCACGAGGACGACUUUGACGCCUGGGCCCACUACAUGAAGACCGCCACCAUCCAGAUCGUCGGCGACGACCUCCUCGUCACCAACCCCCUCCGCAUCAAGCAGGCCAUCGAGAAGAAGGCGUGCAACGCCCUCCUCCUCAAGAUCAACCAGAUCGGUACCAUCUCCGAGUCCAUCCAGGCCGUCCAGCUCUCGCAGUCCAACGGCUGGGCCGUCAUGACCUCGCACCGCUCCGGUGAGACCGAGUCGACCUUCAUUGCCGACCUCGCCGUUGGUCUCCGCACCGGGUACAACCAGCUCCUCCGUAUCGAGGAGGCCCUUGGCGACAAGGCCCUCUUCGCUGGCGGCAAGGGCCUCUCGAAGGGUGUCACCGCCCCCCAGCUGCACUCGGAGUAG